UUGUGUCCAUUACAAAUGUCUCGAGGUGAUUUUUGAUACCUUUUGCUUGCCAUACCUAUCGGCCGCUCACACCUGUCCGCGCGCGACGCUGAGCUGGAGGAAGCGGCAGGUGUCCUCACAGAGGCUGAGCGACGUCGAGGAAGUUUCACCGGAGAGUUUUCACGUUUAUACCGCGGGAGUCAUCAGCUUAACGAUGAGGAGUGAAGCAGAAGAUACCAUGUCAGACAUGAGGAGACGUUCAUGACGACAAGAUUAAACGUCGAAGAAGUCCAUCAGCGGGUACACUUGUGCGUUUCCGUUGGACCAUGUACGAGCCUCGGUACUACGACAGCCCCCCUUUAUACAGCCCACCUUACAGCGCCACGUCCCACAGUUUCUAUCCUCCGAGAAGUGUCCACUCCCCCCAGAGUCAGCACGCCCCUUACACCUAUGAUCUCCCUCCUAACUCGUACUGCGCGGAGGGGAGGCCUCAACACUUCUACCACUACUUCUCGCCUCCUGGUUUUGUUAAAACCUUCCAAGGAGCCACGGCGCUCAUGUGUUUCAUCAUCUUCGCCUGUGUGGCUUCGACCCUGGUGUGGGACACAAACGGGUUUGGGUAUGGUGGCUUCGGGGUUGGGAGCACGGGCUCUGUCGCAGGAGCGGGCUCGGGAUAUUACGGAGGCAGCUACGGCUACGGCGGCUCCUACAUGACGCCACUGUCCGCCAAGUCGGCCAUGAUCUCUGUAGCUGCCAUCAACUUCCUGAUUUCGUUGGGGUUCCUGGUGGGGAGUUUCUCACGGUCUCGGAUCAUGCGAGGAUGCAGGUUUUACCUGAUUGUGUUCAUCUGUGAUAUCAUCCUGGCUGUCCUUCAGGGUAUCAUCGAUAUCAUAUUCGUGAUCGGCGUGAACCCGAUGUCCCAGAGCUCCCAGAGCAUGCUGUACAACCCCAUGCUGAUGAUGUGUCAGAACAUCCAGGGCAGCCCCAGCCUCAGUGGGAGUGUGGGGGCUGGUUUUCCAGGAGGCUUCCCCAUGUACAAUCAAUAUCUCCAUCACUACUGCUACAUGGACCCUGAAGAGGCGGUGGCCUUUGCAUUAGGCCUAAUGGUGGUUCUGGCCUUGUCCUUCUCCGCCUACUAUGCCUACAAGACUCGCAGCAAGAUCUGGCGCCAUGGAAAAUACAACAUUCUCUGGGACGAUCCUGCAGUCAGGCCAGUGGACGGGCAAGACGUCAUGAACUGGAUGAACCAUGUUGGGGAUGUGCAAAGCACCCAGCAGGCACCAACUGUAGUCAUAUCGGAGAGAGCAGCUCCUGUCCUGAGGGCAGAGGACGGUGGGUUUUCCUGUGGGAAAGGAACACCUGGUAUCCACACUGAGGAAUGCUCCAAAAGCAACAGUGUCUUUGCAGACAUCAAAACGAGCUCUGGAGCUGAAAGUCAGAAUCACAGCGGCAAGGCAGCGAUUCGUUCCAGCAGCUCAGAGGAGAACGACAGCGUCAGGAAGCCUCCUCUUUAUCAAGGAAAGAGAGAAAAGACGAGGGAUAGUCAAUCGAUGUUUGCUACUCAAGUUAUGCUCAAAUCUGGGUAUGAAAGUGGUUACGAUGCAGGAGAGACCGACAAUGAGCUGGACCAAGACCACACGCAUCACCUCUACCGGCUGUACCCAGCAAUAACUUCAGACGAGCAGCGCCGCAAGUACAAGGAGGAGUUUGACUCUGACUUAGCCCACUACAAGAGACUCUGCUCAACAAUGGAUGACAUCGGUGACCGGAUGCACAAGCUGAGUCGAGAACUGGACCUCUUGGAUGAAGAAUCUAUAAAGUAUCAGAGUGUAGCAGAUGAGUAUAAUCGACUAAAGGAAGUAAAAAAGUCUGCAGAUUAUCGAGCAAAGAAGAAGCAAAGCAAAGAACUGCAGAAGAAGCUUUCCCACAUCAAAUGUCUGGUGAAACUGUACGACCAGGGAUUUUGUUAGCUUACAGUAUUCCUACUUCUAACUUACAAAAACGUACUCAAAACAUUUGCUUACAAUACUCAUACUGUUAGUUUACAGUUCUCAUACUACUAAUAUGCAGUACUCGUACUGUUAUUCAACAGUACUUAUAUUGUUGUCUUACAGUAUGUCAUACUAGUAGCUUAUAGUACUAAUGCAGUUAGUUUUAAGUACUAAUACACUAAUAAUACUCUUGUUUAUAGUAUUCCUACUCCUUACAGUACUUGUACUUAUAGGCCGAAUCUGAAUUCUUCCCCUACCCCUAGCUUUAGUCCUCCAAACAGAGUGUUAUGGAAAAAUAGUGUCUUUAAAUCGGGAUGUUAUUAAACCUAAAUGAUGUCAUCAAUAGUGAGCGGUUAUCUACAUUAGCUAACUUUAAAGAGUCUUUCUUAAACAUAGUCAUUACAUACAUGUAAUCAUUGUACCAUCCUAGGCAUGUUUACAUUGAAAGUGGGGUCAUCUGGACCCCACAAGACAGCACCCUGAUUGUUUAUCUUUACUGGUGUCUGUGGCAGACAUGAAAUCCUGACCACCUUUGUCCACUUUGGUCAUGGGAGGAAUCACACAACAAUAUAAGGGUGGGGUCAUCUGGACCCGCACAAGGGUUAAAUGUAAGACCUUUUGUGUCAGAGCACACCCAUUUAAAGAAAUGUGUUUCUCUUCUGCAGCACAGCGUGACACGGAUCACUCUCCUGGCUGAGGAAUACACAGCCAUAAGUCCCUACAGCAGCCUGUUAAAUUAACCAUUUCGGACACCUCUACAGCUUCAAAUGUCCCUGCAAUUGGAGGAGUAGGGAGAAGCUGUAGGGGUAGAGGAGGAAUAAAGAUCCAGCCAUAGUUUACAGUACUCAUACUGAUAGUUUUUAAUACUGCUUUCUACAGUACUCCUUUUUCAUUUACAAUUCUCAUACUGCUAGCUGACUGUACUCAUACUGUUAUUGUACAACACUCAUACUACUUGCUUGUGGUACUCAUACUGUCAAUUUACAAUACUCAUACUGCUAGUUUAAAGUAUGCAUACUGCUGUUUUACAGUACUGUAAGCGCACAGUACCUGUACUGUUAUCAUACAAUACUCAUACUGCUAGCUUACAGUACUCUUAUUGGUAAUAAACAGUAUUCAUACUUCUAUUUUACAGUACUUGUGUAUAUUACACAUAUUGUUAACAUACAAAAUUCAUACUGCUAGCUUACAGUACUCAUAUUGGUAAUAAACAAUAUUCAUACUGCUAUGCUAUGGUACUGUUAGCAUACAGUACGCAUAUUAGCUUACAGUUCUCAUUUUGCUAAUUAACAAUAUUCAGACUGCUAUUUUAUGGUACUGUUAGCGUACAGCAGUACACAUACUGUUAACAUACAAUACUUAUACUACUAGCGUACAGCACACAUUUUGAUAAUUAACAAUGUUCAUACUGUUAGCUAACAGUAUUCAUUUUACAGUACUGCUAGCGUACAGUACGCAUACUGAUAUUUUAUACACACCUACUCAUACUGUUAGCUUAUAGUACUAGUACUGUUAAUGUACAAAACUGAUAUUUUACAAAUGCCUACUCAUACUGUUUGUGAUAUUUGCAGUACUCAGCUGUCUGCGCUGAUAACAGCCAUUAUGACUUGCAUAUUUGGUAUCUCCAACUUUUUACUUUCAAAUCCAACUCCUGAACGUGGAUUUGUGUCAUAUCUUACCUGAAACAACAAAAGUUUGGCUUCUGAGAAAACAUGAAAUGCAGCAUCAAUGGGAAGAAACAUUUAACACCAUCAUGUUGCAUUAUAUGUGCGUAAACACAACUCAGCUUUUAAAUAAGAAAUUCAAAUCUGAGCUAAUCGUCAUUUAUUCAACUUUAAUGCUGCGUUUAACUGUUUGGCAAUUCAAAUUAUAUAGUCAGUAAACGUCAAAGUAAUGAGAUCAAUUACACAUAUUUGGGAAUAUAAAAAUACAAUGCUUAGUUGCCAUCAGACAUGAGAGGUGAGGGUCAAAAACUCUGGAUCAUAAGCUAGAAGACAAAGAUUUAUUUCCAAAUAUCCACGUCUUACGCGUUACUAAUCGCCUUAAAUCACCUGUUUCAACCAAUCAGGAACAAGUAGCCAAGGAGAGGUGGAGAACAUGUAACCUACUAGAACCUGAGGACCACAGGUCUACAGUGACCAGUAAGCCAAUAGCAGCAUGAGUUAAAGCAUGGCCCAAAGGUCACUCAGGACCACCUUUGAUGAUAGAAAUGGUUUCUCUCCUGAAAUGAAGAUAGUUCCACACAAAAUGAAGACAACCACUCUGCAGACCAGACAGUAUAUAUGCGACAAGUAUUUCAGAUUGGAGUUUUUUCACUUCAAACAUUAUGCUAUUAAAUAUUUGGCUUUAAACUGUCAAAUAAUGAGCUGAAACACCUUUAUUUAGACUACAUGUUGGAUUUAAAAUACUUGUUCUAAAGUGUUAUGUACUAAAAUAUCAACCUGUGUGAAAACUGGGACUUCCUGUAAAUGUAUGUUCAUACUUUUUUUUUUUUACAAAAAUGUUUAUUCAGCAUUCCCGAUACAGAUGAUGUUACACUGAUGUUUUGGAAAACAAAUCUAGUACCAUUGGCAAAAAUAUUCCUGUAAGAAAAAAAUAAAGACAUAUUUCCUCCACAAUAGCUUAAAA
Messenger RNA from Oryzias melastigma (Indian medaka), 4598 nucleotides. RefSeq lists its product as uncharacterized. The record is from RefSeq and is a predicted model, not a curated record. Gene Ontology annotation, cellular component: transcription elongation factor complex; membrane. Lineage: Eukaryota; Metazoa; Chordata; Actinopteri; Beloniformes; Adrianichthyidae. Gene Ontology annotation, molecular function: cis-regulatory region sequence-specific DNA binding. Gene Ontology annotation, biological process: snRNA transcription by RNA polymerase II; positive regulation of transcription elongation by RNA polymerase II. The transcript has 9 exons. Bases 306 to 1949 code for a protein of 547 amino acids.